CUUUGAUCAACCCUCCAACUUCAGAAAUAUUAGCAAUGGAGAACAGCGUCACGUGCUACUCACGUGGGAUCGUCCUCCCAAACGCCUCUUUCUCAAAAAUCCUCUGCACUGGUUUCUCAUCCUUCUUCCUCCUCUUCUUCUUUCUGCUUCAAGCGUCUGAAGUCAAGCUCCAUGUUCGGAGAUUCACUACGACUAACACCAAGAACACAAAUGAAAGCAACCAAGGCUAAGAACAAUGGUGCGUCAGCCAUGACCAAAUGUGAAAUUGGUCAAAGCUUGGAAGAGUUUUUGACACAAGCAACACCUGACAAGGGAUUAAGAACUUUGCUGAUGUGUAUGGGAGAAGCAUUGAGGACAAUAGCUUUCAAAGUUAGAACAGCUUCUUGUGGUGCAACAGCUUGUGUUAAUUCCUUUGGUGAUGAACAACUCGCUGUCGAUAUGCUCGCCGACAAGCUUCUCUUUGAGUACGCUUGUUCUGAAGAAGUACCUGAGCUUCAAGACAUUGGAGGUCCAGUAGAAGGUGGGUUUAGUGUGGCAUUUGACCCAUUGGAUGAAUCCAGCAUUGUGAAUACAAACUUCACAGUGGGAACCAUAUUUGGGGUUUGGCCUGUAGACAAGUUAAUCGGGGUCACGGGAGCAGAUCAAGUGGCUGCAGCCAUGGGAAUCUAUGGUCCAAGAACCACUUAUGGUUUGGCUGUUAAAAGAUUUCUAGGAACUCAUGAGUUCUUGCUUCUUCAUGAAGCUCUAAAUGUAUUCACAUGGAAAUGGCAGCAUGUUAAGGAGACAACAGAGAUCAACGAAGGGAAAAUGUUCUCACCAGGAAACUUGAGAGCCACGUUUGACAAUUCUGAAUACACCAAGCUGAUUGAUUACUACGUGAAAGAGAGUACACACUACACAGGAGGUAUGGUUCCUGACGUUAACCAGAUUAUUGUAGAGGAGAAAGGAAGCUUCACGAACGUGACUUCUCCUACGGCUAAGGCAAAGUUGAGGCUGUUGUUCGAAGUGGCUCCUCUUAGCCUGCUCAUUGAGAACUCAAGUUGCUUAUGGCUCAAAGAACGAGAUCAUCCGCUUUGA
Messenger RNA from Eruca vesicaria subsp. sativa (arugula), 1077 nucleotides. The record is from the annotation of a GenBank genome assembly. Lineage: Eukaryota; Viridiplantae; Streptophyta; Magnoliopsida; Brassicales; Brassicaceae.